Molecule: messenger RNA, 462 nt
Organism: Kuraishia capsulata CBS 1993
Lineage: Eukaryota; Fungi; Ascomycota; Pichiomycetes; Pichiales; Pichiaceae
Exons: 1
Coding region: 1-462 (153 amino acids)
Cellular component (GO): mitochondrion
Source: RefSeq, a predicted model, not a curated record
AUGUCACAAGCUCCAGAGAUCCCAGAAAUCACCGAUUCUAAAGGCAUUUCCCAAUAUGUCUAUGAGCUGAGUGCAACCCCAUAUCCAGCAUGGGCUCUUGCCGCUGGUCUGGUUACAACGCCUUUGAUACGACCAACUCUAGUGCCGGCUGCAGCGGUGGAUGCCGCACCAAAAUCAACGUUCGGUUUUGGCGGAAGUAAGCUAGGUGUCAAAUACCCAGGACUAUCGUAUCCUACCAAUUUGUCGUGUUUGCUAUUCGGGGCCACAUCUGCAUUGGGUGGUUAUAUGAUCUAUGAUAAUGAUUUGCAGAAUGGCUCUGGGUUCCUGGCAGUGUGGUCGCUGCUGUAUCCAAUUGUGAAUGGUCGUAAGGCGAUAUGGACUCUGAAGCUGUGGCCCAAGCUGCUGGCAGGUCAGGCCUUGAUCAACGCUGGCCUUUAUGGGAGAAGGUUUAUCUGGCCUUGA